AUGACCAAGGCGCCUCAAGAUCUCAAAGAGGGCGACGAAGUCUCGUAAGUUCAGCUCCGCGCUUGCCCUUGCCCUUGCCCAGCCCUUCGUCGCUCAUCCUAACAACCUUUGAACCGCCUGCUCGCUGCAUCCGCGCGUGCGCAAUACUGCCUUCGCAGCUGGAAGUGGGGUCAAGGACAUCCAAAGGGAGAGGUCAAGGAGGUUGUGGAAGGAGAGGCUACGGCCACUUCCAAGAGGGGCAGCGAAAUCAAGAAGAAGGGAGAUGAGGACAACCCUGCCGUCGUCAUCCACGUGAGUCGGUCUGUCUGAUCCGUGAUCGGCUUUGCUUCUGUGCUCCAAGUGCGCGCGCGCGCGUGCGCGUGCGGGAGGUAGGUAGGAGGAGGGAGAGAAGUGGAAAUGCUGCUUAUUGUUACCGAGCGCAAGGCUCGCAAUGGACUACCAGCAAAGCGCAUCGCAGCUCGUCGCUGACAUUGCUCCCUUUGCGCGCUCUCGCAGACCAACUCCGGCUCAGACGGAGUCAAGCUGGCCAGCGAACUGGAUGGCGUCAAGCCUUGA
Molecule: messenger RNA, 555 nt
Organism: Ceraceosorus bombacis
Lineage: Eukaryota; Fungi; Basidiomycota; Exobasidiomycetes; Ceraceosorales; Ceraceosoraceae
Source: the annotation of a GenBank genome assembly